AUGCGACGGCGGGCUCGAGAUCACACGACACCAGCUUUUGAAUUAAUUUGCUUCAACACUCAGCGGCAUGCCCAUUCGACAACGGACCGAGUCCCGAUCACACGUUACAGUAGAACAAAACAAUUCAGCACUGAAAAGAAACAAAGUAUUGGAAAAAUGAGCGUAACCACCAGUGCAAUUGAGAGAAAUGAUUCCGGCGACGCUCGGACUUACAAUGUGACCACAUUCGGAAUAGGACCCAACAAAACAAAUGUACCACAAACUAGCCCCAGAAAAUUCAAGAGUUGGUUAACAAAAACGAUACCAGCCGUCUCUGAAUGGAAGCAGUAUAUUGGCGUUUUAAUAUGCGGGGUUACAAUAUGGGGUACAUCUUGGUUUCUGUUCAAGGAUGUAGUACUCCCGGGCAGCUUCGCCUUUCACAUGGCUGGAGUAGCCAUAGCAGGCUAUGUUUGUGGACACACUAUAGAGCGGUAUACUACAGUCAAUCCUGUAGUGGGGAUGACGUUAACUGGAGCCCUUUACAGAAAUUUUGGACCAACCAGCUACUUAGACGACCCCAUUGCUAAUAUUAUUGAUUUUCAUUUAAGACGUAUAUACCCUGUAAUUAUCUUGACGAAAGGACCGCUCACUUGGAACUGGGAUUACAUAAAAAAUAAUUCGAUCAAAGUAUUCUCUCUAGCAACUAUACCUUGGAUCGUAGAGUGUUCGUCUAUGGUGUUUUUCAGUCAUUUACUUCUUGAUUUUCCAUGGUAUUGGGGUCUACAUCUCGGCGCGAUAUUGUCAUCAGUGUCUCCAGCUGUGGUAGUACCCACAGUAAACGCUCUAAGCGCACGGGGCCUGGGCACCAAGCGACAGAUCGCGCAACUAGUCGGCAAUGCCGGAGGACUCGACACCGCCUUCACAGAGGGCACGUUUGGAAUUAUCAAUAGCGCAAUAUUUUACCCGGCAAUGCUACCAUAUAGAAUUAUCAAGGCAGUUCUGGCAAUAUUCGUGGGGAUCGCGCUUGGCAUCUUGUGGGGCAUCCUGAUAGACUAUAUCCCGGACCACAGUGACGCGUAUGCGCCGACCAUACGCAGCCUCUUAAUUUUAUUCGGAGGGCUGCUGAUAUCAUACGGAGGUGCUUUCUUGGGAUGGGGAGGAACUUCUGGAGUGGCAAUCAUGGUGUGCGCGGGGACAGCAGCGACGCGGUGGUCGCGGCGAGGAUGGGCCAUCAACAACAACCCGGUGGCCGAGGUGUACAAGCUGCUGUGGCGGAUCUUUGAGCCCAUGCUCUUCACUUACAGCGGGUACUUUCUAGAAAUUUCUCAAGUGUCCGGAAAAGAAAUAUGUUUGAUGUUAGCCUGCAUCAUUUCCGCGUUGAUUUUGCGGCUAGUUACGGCAUUUCUUAUCGGUAUUUGUAACAAGAUGUCGAUAAGAGAAAGUUUGUUCAUUGCCAUCACGUGGAUACCAAAGGCCAUAGUUGAGGCAGUACUAGUUCGCGUGGCAGCAGAUUCUUUGUGGCAAGAUGCGACUUCAUCCGACAAACAAAUAGCGUCGCAACAUUCAAAUAUCAUAGUUAUUGCAAUUCUUAUAACUUCCACGCUGGGGUCUGCUCUCACCACGUCAUUGGGGCCUGUACUUCUUUCUCAAUCGAAAGUUACACCUGAAGAAUUUUAUCGUACACAGACCUUAUCGCCAACAGCAUCUGCGUAUAGUGUUAAAGAAAAAUCUAGCUCUCUUGAACUGUAAAUUAAAUAUGAAGUAAGAAGUUAAAUAUAUAUAUAUAUUAUU
Plodia interpunctella (Indianmeal moth) is the source of this 1770-nucleotide messenger RNA. Its product is annotated as sodium/hydrogen exchanger 9B2-like. The transcript has 11 exons. NCBI's taxonomy places the organism in Eukaryota, Metazoa, Arthropoda, Insecta, Lepidoptera, Pyralidae. Bases 1 to 1728 code for a protein of 575 amino acids. Gene Ontology annotation, molecular function: antiporter activity. Gene Ontology annotation, cellular component: membrane. The record is from RefSeq and is a predicted model, not a curated record. Gene Ontology annotation, biological process: proton transmembrane transport.